This is a messenger RNA of Labrus mixtus (cuckoo wrasse), 1450 nucleotides long. RefSeq names its product CBY1-interacting BAR domain-containing protein 2-like. The transcript is spliced from 9 exons. Bases 356 to 1399 code for a protein of 347 amino acids. Gene Ontology annotation, biological process: cilium assembly. NCBI's taxonomy places the organism in Eukaryota, Metazoa, Chordata, Actinopteri, Labriformes, Labridae. Gene Ontology annotation, cellular component: ciliary basal body; ciliary transition zone. The record is from RefSeq and is a predicted model, not a curated record.
ACUCAAACCUAUGUAGAUAUGUAUGUAUGUUUGUGUCUGUGUAUUGAUGUUUAAGCCUAAUAGAAUAAAUAAAACUGUUUACAUCUAUGGUGUAGUGUACAGAGAAUUCACUGACAUGGUAAAAACACUUUUAUUAACGUAUGAUGCAGGAUGUCUCUUAGUCCAGAGUGAUAAACUGAAAUAUAACGUCCCUUUAGUACACUGCUGCCAUCAUGUGGCAAUGAGUUUGAGCUACACCUCCACCAAAGCUAUCGUUCAUCACCUGUUGUUGGUGUUUCCAUGGCAACAGUCCUGUGUUACCUGGGGAAGGUGAGAAGCAGUCGAGGUAAACAGAACAGAGGACGACAGAGCAAACAUGAAUAGCCUCUUUUCCAGGGAUGUGCAGGUGAAGAGCAUGGAGCAAACAGUGAAACAUGCUGAGAAGCACCUGGGUGAGAUCUGCUCCCUGCUGGCCUCGUACACCAGGAAGACAGCCAAGCUAAGAGAUAAGGCAGACCUGCUGGUGGCUCAGCUCUUUGACUUCUCCAGCACAGAGGACCCUGAGCUCCAAAUCGGACUUAAAAACCUGGCUGAGGAUCUCUCCAUGGUGCAGGAUUACAGACAGGCUCAGGUAGAGAGACUGGAGACGAGAGUUGUUGCUCCUCUAAAAGCCUAUGGAGACACCGUGAAAAACAAAAGGGUAGAUCUAAAGAAGUUAAGCACCGAUCUGAACAAGGAGCUGAAGGAGUUGCAGAAGUUGGAAAAAAUGCGACUGAGGAACCCAGCAGAUCGACAAGGCAUUUCUCAGGCAGAAGUAAAUGCUCAGAAGGCUUCCAACAAUGCCCAGCGCAGCAUCAGACAACUGGAGGAGACCAUCACAGACUUCCAGAGACAAAAACUGGAGGAUAUGAAAAGGAUUUUCAUUGACUUUAUCACAGUGGAGAUGCUUUUCCAUGCUAAAGCGCUGGAGGUCUAUACACAUACAUACCACAACCUGGAGGGGAUAGACACUCAAAAGGAUCUAGAGCUCUUCAUCGGGCGGAUCAAGAUGUCAGACUCUCUAGCUGGGCGCAUGGACACCCCACUGAGCAGCUACUCUUCUCCCCUCACGAGCAGCUACACCAGCCCUCCUGUGGCCACCGCUAAAAGCCGAAGCCUCAGGUCAACACUGGCCUCUACCAGAGGUCAAAACCUCAGACAACAACACAGCCAGUACCCAGACAGAGCCAGGAGGUCUCGUAGCACCUUACAGCGGCAGAGAGGCAUGGAGGAGGAAGAAGAGCUGGAGGAGGAAGAUGAGGAUGAAGACGAAGAAGAGGAAGAAGAGGAGAUGUAUGAAUCAGAGAUAGAGGACGGUCAGAACACCAGCAGGAAGUCUUAUGCUGCUCAAUAUGCCCAGAUGCACAGAUGGCAAAAGUAACUGCCUGAGCAUGGAAACACGUCUGUACCUGCAAACAGUGCAGCGAUGUAG